Messenger RNA from Fraxinus pennsylvanica, 456 nucleotides. NCBI's taxonomy places the organism in Eukaryota, Viridiplantae, Streptophyta, Magnoliopsida, Lamiales, Oleaceae. The record is from the annotation of a GenBank genome assembly.
AUGAACAUUUUGCAAGGAAUCAGAAACAGACAAGCCCUAAAUUUUUCUCCCGCCGGUGGUGACAGGUUCGCUCUUCUGACAUUUUCUGCCAUUGAUGCAUCUGGAGAGGGUUUGAGCUUGACAUUCAGACGCUGGGCUACCAAAAAGACGGCAGGAUCCACAAAAAAUGGACGUGACUCACUUCCAAAGAAUCUUGGAGUGAAAAAAUUUGGUGGAGAAAGAGUGAUACCUGGGAACAUCAUUGUUCGUCAAAGGGGAACGCGUUUCCAUCCUGGAAAUUAUGUUGGAAUCGGGAAAGAUCACACUCUCUACGCUUUGAAGGAAGGUUGUGUCAAGUUUGAGCGCCAUAAAUUGAGCGGACGCAAGUGGGUGCACGUUGAGCCGAAAGAUGGACAUGAAAUCCAUCCUGCCUAUGCAAGUGCUGAUUCGAGUCUCGAGAUGAAGACAGCAGCUUAA